AGACGGAGCCCGGAGGACCUGAGAAAGUGAACGAAAUGGCUAAUGUUUACGAGUCACCGAAAUCUCGCAUAAACUCCGGCAUGCUGCAUCAAUAUAUAAGCAAGCCAGUUUGUUUUAUCGGAUGCGUGGAAACGGUGCAUCCGAGUGGCAAGUCGUUUGUUCUGAUAGACGGGGAGGGCAAGAAGGCUACAGUGGAACUUAACGACCCGCUUGAUGAAGAAUUAAGUGGAGUUGUUGAGGUCAUCGGGAUGGUGUCCAACAAAGCCACCAUCUUGGCCACUGCGUACCAGUUACUGCGAGAUGACAAGGGGACGGCAUUUGACCUGGAACUGUACAAUGAAGCACUUAAGAUUGUCCACGAUUUCCCCGAGUACUACCCGUUUCAGAGCUCUGCGGGUGGAUUUUAAUGUUGGUUGGCCGGCCAGCCAGACUAGUCCAUCACUGUCACUGGAAUGUUUUGGUGACUUACUACUCCUGUAGCUGUAUGGCUUCUUUUUUCUGCUUCAGAACUGCCGUAUGCUUGAUUCAUAUCUGUCUGUAAUGUUACAUUGUUUUAUAUGUAUAUAAAUAUUUGGAAAUAACUGGUUUGUAUCAAAACUAGCAAUGGUUUCAUAAAUUGACUUGAUUUUUGACACGUGGAUUGUUUUAUGAUACAGCAGUUGUACUACAGCCUAGGUUUCAGACGCCCAACCUGUGAACCAAACCCCAACCAUAUAAUCUGCUUGGAAAAUACAAGGCAUCAAGAAA
This is a messenger RNA of Brienomyrus brachyistius, 747 nucleotides long. RefSeq names its product replication protein A3 (gene rpa3). Gene Ontology annotation, molecular function: single-stranded DNA binding; damaged DNA binding. The record is from RefSeq and is a predicted model, not a curated record. Gene Ontology annotation, biological process: double-strand break repair via homologous recombination; base-excision repair; mismatch repair. The coding region runs from base 36 to 407 and encodes 123 amino acids. Gene Ontology annotation, cellular component: DNA replication factor A complex; site of double-strand break; nucleus. NCBI's taxonomy places the organism in Eukaryota, Metazoa, Chordata, Actinopteri, Osteoglossiformes, Mormyridae. The transcript has 4 exons.